AUGGGCCGAGCUGGGGGCGGGGGCCCGGGCAGGGGGCCGCCGCCGCUGCUGCUGCUUCUGGGGGCCACGCUGGUUCUUGUCGCCGGGGCCGCGCCAGCGCGUGAGGCGGGCAGCGCCGUCGAGGCCGACGAGCGCGUGAAGAGCGUCGCGGCGUGGGAGUCGCGUGCCAACAACACGCGGGAGAAGGCGGGCUCACCAGCAGCUGGGGAAGAUGAGACAUUGUGGACCGCGCCCGAUGGCGAGCAGGCCGUGGCGGGCCCUGGGGUCGGGCCGGAGGAUGUGCUGGAGGCGUCGGCAGCGGUGACGGGCACCGCCUGGCUGGAGGCUGAGAGCCCAGGUCUGGGCGGAGUGACUGCAGAGGCGGGCAGCGGGGACACGCAGGCCCUUCCAGCCACGCUCCCUGCUCCCGACGAGGCCCUGGGGCAGUCAUCGAUGCCACCUGCCAUCCCUGAGGCUACAGAGGCCAGCGGACCUCCCUCCACCACUCCUGGCCACAAGCUGAGCCCAGGCCCGGAACUCCCCAAGGAGAGCCCCUUGGAGGUUUGGCUGAACAUGGGAGGCAGCACACCUGACCCUCAAGGGCCAGAGCCCACGUACCCCUUUCAGGGAACACUGGACCUCCAGCCAGCGUCAGAUAUCAUCGACAUGGACUACUUCGAAGGGUUGGAUGGUGAGGGCCGCGGCGCCGACCUGGGGAGCUUCCCGGAGUCGCCAGGAACCUCAGAGCACCACACUGAUAGUGGGGGGGAGACCCCUUCCUGGAGCCUGCUUGACUUGUACGAUGACUUCACCCCCUUUGAUGAAUCUGAUUUCUACCCCACCACAUCUUUCUAUGACGACUUGGAAGAAGAGGAGGAGGAAGAAGAAGAUGGCAAGGAUGCAGCCGGAGGUGGAGACCUGGAAGAUGAAAAUGACCUUCUAGUGCCCACAGAGAAGCCUGGUGUGGGGCCGGGGACAGGCCAGCCCACCAGUUGGUGGCAUGCUGUCCCUCCACAGCAUACUCUGGGCAUCGUCCCUGGCGGCAGCAUCGCUCUCAGGCCCCGCCCAGGAGAGCCAGGCAGGGACCUGGCCCCCAGCGAGAAUGGCACUGUGUGCCGAAGUGGUUUUGUGCGGCAUAAUAGCUCCUGCCGGUCAGUGUGCGACCUCUUCCCAAGUUACUGUCACAAUGGUGGCCAGUGCUACCUGGUGGAGAACAUUGGGGCCUUCUGCAGGUGCAACACGCAGGACUACAUCUGGCACAAGGGCACGCGCUGCGAGUCCAUCAUCACCGACUUCCAGGUGAUGUGCGUGGCCGUCGGCUCGGCCGCCCUCGUGCUGCUCCUGCUCUUCAUGAUGACGGUGUUCUUCGCCAAGAAGCUCUACCUGCUCAAGACGGAAAACACCAAGCUGCGGAGGACCCACAAAUUCCGGACACCAUCCGAGCUCCACAACGACAACUUCUCCCUUUCCACCAUUGCCGAGGGCUCUCACCCAAAUGAUGACCCUAGCGCUCCCCACAAAAUCCAGGAAGUUCUCAAGUCCUGCCUGAAAGAGGAGGAGUCGUUUAACAUCCAGAACUCCAUGUCGCCCAAACUUGAGGGUGGCAAAAGCGACCAGGCUGACUUGGAGGUGAACUGUCUUCAGAACAACUUGACCUAAAGCAGAGCAAGAAGAGAGGAAAUGGGGGGCGGGGGGUGGGGGAAGAACCGUGACUCCCCUUGUACAGAGUCUGUUUCCUGUAACCAUUUGUUAAACUCUUUUCUGUUGCUGAACUCAUGGCAUGCUUCGGUGUGUUUCGUACAGGAGGGAGAAACCACAAACUAAGCCGAGAACCCGCGCAGAAUGGCGUGCAUUGGACUGUCUGUCUGUCUGUCUGUGCAUCGCUUCUGCUGCUGGGAUUUCUAAACCUACGCUGUUAUUCACCUGACUUUUGUUUUGUACUCUGAUCCACCUUUUUUU
Molecule: messenger RNA, 1938 nt
Organism: Pteronotus mesoamericanus
Lineage: Eukaryota; Metazoa; Chordata; Mammalia; Chiroptera; Mormoopidae
Gene: CSPG5
Product: chondroitin sulfate proteoglycan 5
Exons: 5
Coding region: 1-1638 (545 amino acids)
Biological process (GO): nervous system development; cell projection morphogenesis
Cellular component (GO): synapse
Source: RefSeq, a predicted model, not a curated record